Messenger RNA from Pogona vitticeps (central bearded dragon), 3818 nucleotides. It is a transcript of the gene IPO8, whose product is annotated as importin 8. Gene Ontology annotation, biological process: protein import into nucleus. Lineage: Eukaryota; Metazoa; Chordata; Lepidosauria; Squamata; Agamidae. The record is from RefSeq and is a predicted model, not a curated record. Gene Ontology annotation, cellular component: cytosol; nuclear envelope. Gene Ontology annotation, molecular function: small GTPase binding.
CGCGCUGUCGUAAACCGGUGAAUGGCUCCCGGGUGGCAAAGGGGGAGGCCGAGGCGAGGGCGGGUGUCUUGUGUCUGUGUGGCGCGGCGACCGCGGGGGGGGGGGAGUCCGCCGUUCCUGCCGCCGCCCUCCCGCCUUGCCGCUAAACGGAGAUGGAUCCCAACCGGAUCAUCCAGGCGCUCAAAGGCACCAUCGACCCGAAGUUGCGCCUGGCGGCCGAGGAUGAGCUCAACCAGUCCUACAAGAUCAUCAACUUUGCUCCUAGUCUGCUACAAAUAAUUGUUUCUGAUCAAGUGGAAUUUCCAGUCCGACAGGCAGCUGCUAUUUACUUGAAGAACAUGGUGACACAGUACUGGCCAGAUCGGGAGCCACCACCUGGAGAAGUCAUAUUUCCAUUCAACAUUCAUGAAAAUGAUCGGCAACAGAUUCGGGAUAACAUUGUGGAAGGAAUUAUUCAUUCUCCAGACUUAGUAAGGGCCCAGUUGACCAUGUGCCUCCGCGCUAUCAUCAAGCAUGACUUUCCAGGUCACUGGACAGCUGUGGUGGACAAGAUAGGCUACUAUUUGCAGUCUCCCAAUAGCGGGAGCUGGCUGGGAAGUUUGCUGUGCCUCUACCAACUAGUGAAGACCUAUGAGUACAAGAAAGCUGAGGAGCGGGAUCCCCUCAUUGCUGCGAUGCAAAUAUUCUUGCCUCGGAUUCAGCAACAGAUGAUCCAGCUCCUUCCUGACAACUCCCACUAUUCUGUGCUGCUUCAGAAACAGAUCUUGAAAAUUUUCUAUGCCCUUGUCCAGUAUGCUCUGCCACUCCAGCUGGUGAAUAAUCAAACCAUGACUCAGUGGAUGGAGAUUUUCCGAACAGUCAUUGACAGAAGUGUGCCUCCUGAGACUCUGCAGAUUGAUGAAGAUGAUAGACCAGAACUGGUGUGGUGGAAAUGUAAGAAGUGGGCCUUGCGAAUUGUUGCUCGCCUUUUUGAAAGGUAUGGCAGCCCUGGGAAUGUAACAAAAGAAUAUUUUGAGUUUUCUGAGUUCUUUUUGAAAACCUAUGCUGUGGGGAUACAACAGGUGCUCUUAAAAAUCUUGGACCAAUACAGACAGAAAGAGUAUGUUGCUCCACGUGUCCUUCAGCAAGCAUUAAACUAUCUGAACCAAGGUGUCAAUCACUGUAUAACCUGGAAGCAGAUGAAACCACAUAUGCAGACUUUAUGUGAAGAAGUGAUCUUCUCCCUGAUGUGUUAUAGAGAUGAGGAUGAGGAGCUUUGGCAAGAGGACCCAUACGAGUACAUCCGCAUGAAAUUCGAUGUGUUUGAAGAUUAUGCAUCCCCUUCCACAGCUGCUCAGCUUCUUCUGUAUACCGCAGCAAAAAAGCGAAAAGAGGUGUUACCAAAAAUGAUGGCAUUUUGCUAUCAGAUCCUCACGGAGCCCAACAUUGAUCCUAGGAAGAAGGAUGGGGCGUUACAUGUGAUAGGCUCUCUCGCAGAUAUUUUACUAAAGAAAGGCAUUUUCAAGGAUCAGAUGGAGCUGAUGCUACAGAAUCACGUCUUCCCAUUGUUUAUGUCAAACAUGGGGUAUCUGAGAGCAAGAUCCUGCUGGACACUUCAUUCAUUCAGCUCCUUGAAAUUUCACAAUGAACUCAACCUGAGGAAUGCCGUUGAGCUGACAAAGAAGAGCUUGAUUGAGGACAAAGAAAUGCCUGUCAAAGUGGAAGCUGCCAUAGCACUUCAGUCCUUAAUAAGUCAUCAGGAACAAGCAAAGGAAUACAUUAAGCCCUACAUCAGGCCUGUGAUGCAGGAGCUGCUGCUUGUUGUCCGGGAGACUGAGAAUGAUGACCUCACCAAUGUCAUCCAGAAGCUGAUUUGCGAAUAUAGCCAGGAAGUAGCAACAAUUGCAGUUGAAAUGACACAGCAUUUGGCAGAGAUAUUUGGGAAAGUUCUUCAAAGUGAAGAGUAUGAAGAAAUGGAGGAUAAAACGGUUAUGGCCAUGGGGAUCCUGCACACAAUUGACACAAUCCUUACUGUUGUGCAGGACCACAAGGAGAUAACUCAACAGUUGGAGAACAUUUGCUUACAGAUCAUUGGCCUUGUCUUACAAAAACAUGUGAUAGAGUUUUAUGAAGAAAUUCUUUCUCUGGCAUACAGCUUGACGUGCCAUCUUAUCUCCCCACAAAUGUGGCAGCUUCUGGGUGUCUUGUAUGAAGUGUUUCAGCAGGAUUGUUUUGAGUACUUUGCAGAUAUGAUGCCUCUGUUGCACAACUAUGUCACGGUUGACACCGAUACUUUAUUGGCAAAUCCCAAAAACUUGGAAAUAAUUUACACUAUGUGUAAAAAGGUAUUAACUGGUGAUGCAGGUGAAGAUGCUGAGUGUCAUGCAGCCAAGCUCUUAGAGGUCAUUAUUCUACAAUGCAAAGGGAGAGGUAUUGACCAGUGCAUUCCACUCUUUGUAGAAGCUGUUUUAGAGCGUUUAACACGUGGGGUUAAAACCAGCGAGCUCCGGACGAUGUGUCUCCAGGUUGCCAUAGCUGCCCUUUACUACAACCCCGAGCUCCUUCUGCACAGUUUAGAGAAUAUCCGAUUUCCUCACAAUCCAGAGCCCAUCACUGCACAAUUUAUAAAUCAGUGGAUGAAUGAUACGGAUUGUUUUCUUGGCCUUCAUGACAGGAAAAUGUGCAUCAUCGGACUAAGCAUCCUGAUGGGAUUGCCAAACCGACCUCCUGCAGUGGAUGCGGUCGCUGCACAGAUUGUACCAUCAGUUCUUCUCCUGUUCUUGGGCCUGAAACAAGUGUCUGCCACCCGGCAGCAUACUGAACAUGAGGAGCACGGAAAAGCUGAGAAAAAUGAUGCAGAAGAUAAUGAAGAGAUUCCAAGUGAUGAAGAGGAGGCAAAUGAAGUAAGCCAGGAAAUGCAAGAGAACCAUCCAGGUUGUGGUGAUGGUGAUGGAGGUGAUGAAGAUGAUGAUGAUGAUGAUGACUGGGAUGACGAUGCUUUAGAAGAAACUGCUUUAGAAGGCUUCAGCACACCAGUUGACCUGGACGAUGGUGUAGACGAGUAUCAGUUCUUUACACAAGCACUAUUAGCGGUCCAGAGCCGAGAAGCAUCCUGGUACCACUCGCUGACUGCACCACUGAGCAAUGAUCAGAAGGCACAAUUGCAGGAAAUCUGUGCAUUAGCUGAACACCGGCAAAGUUCUGCAGAAUCCAAGAGGAUAGAACAUCAAACAGGCUUCACAUUUGAUAACAAAGGACUGACAUUUAACUUUGGCCACAAUCCAGGAAACAACUGAAGGCGGGAGCAGUUAAACAAUGCUGCACAAUAUUCCAUCAUUGCAUUUUAUUAAAUAACAGCAACGUUUGAGACUUGUGAUGGGCAAGGGAAGGUAAUCUGAGGGCUCUGGAAGAUUCCCUUCCCAAAAAGGCAGUGGUUGACCCUCUUCUGGUUCCUCCCCCAAUUAAGACUUUUGUUCUAACCAGCUACUGUAAUGUAUAAAGACUUGUGGUAUUUUUAUAAAUUGUUGGACUGAAACUUAUCGAUCCCUGCGUCUUCCCUAAGGAAAUGGGGAAGCAGAUGUGUGAAAUUGGAUGCAACUGCACCUCUCAGGUCUUUGCCAUGUGAAAUUGAAAGGGGUCCUAUGGAGAACAGUGCCUUCUGUUAUAUAUGGAUUGCCUGAAUUCUGGAAUGCAUUAUGCUCUUCUUUAUUUUAUUUUAUUUUAAAUUUUAGCGAAGGAUGUUUAUAGGCACACUGCAGAUCUCACUUCCUUGUGUCACCUUUCUCUACUGCAAUUGUGGCUGUACAUUGUCAAUUACAAAUAGCAUAUCCUUGCCUACA